AUGGAAUUUAUUAAACUUUAUUACUUGUUUUUAUUUUUAAUUUUUUUUGUUAGAAGUGAAAAUCUAAUUAAAAAGAUAACUAAAAGGGGAGAUUUAGAUUUGGUUUUAUUAUAUGAUGCAGGAAUUAUGAAAAAUGGAGAAAAUAAUCCUCAUUUGCUUAAAAAUAUUAUAGAAUUAGGAAAAAAUAUAUUAGUUGAAAAUGAGAAAAAAGUUAGUAUUUCUUAUAUUACUUAUGACCAUCUUAAUGUUACAACAAAAAUAACUACGAAUAACAAAAAUGAAAAUGCAUUUGAAAAAUUUAGAGAAGUUGUAUUAAAUACAAAGGGUGAAUAUUCUGAAAAAAAAUCUCAUCAUUUAAAAGCACUAAAUUAUGUAGGCAUAAAACAUUUUUUUAAUUCAACCGAUAACUUGACAAAAAUGGUCAUCAUGUUUAUGAAUACAGAUGGAGAUAUUUUAAGUGACGACGCUGAUUUAAAUACAGUCCAUUAUUUAUUUGAUAGAAAGAAAAUUAUAUUAAAUGUAAUUACUAAAGCAAAAUUUAAAAAUUAUUGUAAUUACAUUCAAAAAAUAGGAUCAAAUACAAAUGAAUUAUUGAAAUGUGUAUUUAAAAAUUCUUAUUUUCACAAUUUUAUGUUAACACAUACUUUAAACAAAUUUUAUGAUGAUAUUUCUUCAAAUGCAGUAUGUACUGAUUGGUCUGAGUGGUCCACAUGUUCUAAUACUUGUAAUGUAGGUUCUCAUUUUAUAAAAAGAAAAUCCUUGAAAAAUGAGAAAAAUGCAAUAGAUGGAUUAUAUAAAAGAAGAGGAAAAAGUUGUUUAGAGCAAAGAAAUUUUAUUUUUCAAGAAUGUUUUAAUACUAGUUGUGAUCAUUCAUUAGAUAAGUGUGAUAUAGAAUUAGAUCUUUCUAUUUUAUUAGAUGAUUCAUCUAAAAUCUCUCAAGAAACUUGGACUAAAUAUACUAUUCCUUCCAUAAGGAAGAUGAUAUCACAUUUAAAUAUAAGUGAAAAACUAGUCAAUAUUUCAUUAACUACAUUUUCUAAUACGGUAUAUAAUUGGUUUGAUUUUUCUAAUAUCUUAUCUAAAGAUAGAGAUGAACUACUUAUAUUUUUAGGAUAUAUGAGAUAUAAUUUUGGUGAUAUCUCAAAAAAUAUUAAUAAUGCUUUAAAAUUUGUUCAUGAUAAUGUUUUAAAUUCUAAUUUUACAAGACCAAAUGCAAAAAAGGUUUUAAUAAUAUUCAAUAGUGGUGAUAUAGAAGAAAAAUCAAUCAGUGAGGUAGGAGAAACUAUUGAUAAAAUUAAAAAAACUUAUAAUGCUGAAAUUUAUUCUAUUUGUAUUGAUAAUAACAACGAAGAUAAUUGCAAAAAAUUAAGUAUUUCUUCAAAUGAAAAUUCAAAUUAUAAAUAUUCAUAUUCAUUAUUAAACUAUUCUGAUUUACUCAAUGAUAUAUUAGAAAUACAGAAAAAUAUGUGUUCAAAUAUAGAGUAUAACUCUUCUCAUGAAAAACAAGAAGAUGAAGAAAAGACUUCUAAAAAUUGUGAUAAUAAACAAAAAGAUAAAGAAAAACCAUGCUUAAAUGAAAAAAAUGAAAAUAAUAUUAAAAUGCUAGAUUUAAAUUAUAAUAUUGAAGGAACAACAGAUGAUAAUUUUACUUUAGAAGGAGAAAGCACAAAAACUUAUGAAGGAGAUUAUUUAAAUGAUGAUUUAUCGAGGAAAAAUAGGAGAAAGUUUAAAAUUAAAUUAGAUUUAAAUUCUUCUAGAGAUUUAAAUGAUAACAAUUCAAAUAAAAAUAAAAUGAUACUUAGAUCUUUAAAUAAUUUGAAUGAAACAUAUGUAAAUGAAGAUGUUAAUAAUCCUAUAGAUGAAUGUAAUACUAAAAAUGAUGUUCCUAGUUCUAAGUGUAAAAAAAAAAAAUAUAAAAAAUUAGUAAAUAAAUUAUUGUUAAAUAUGUUCAGAAAAAAAAGAAAAUUUAACAUCAAACAUUUUGGUGAGGAAUCGAAAAAUAAGGUUAAAAAAUUUAUACAAAAAGUAGAAUAUGAAGACGAAAAAUUAGGAGAAAGUGAUAAAAAAGAAGAAGAGAUAGAACAAGAAUUUGAUAUUCUUUUAGAUGAUAUAUUUAAAAAUGAAGCUGAUUCUAACGAUAAAAAAAUUACUGAAUAUUCUUCUCAAGAAGAAGAGAAUGUAAAGUGGGAAAAUGAAGCAUUACCACCUGGUAUAUCUGUUUCGGAGAUUUAUAAAAUAAAUAGAAAACUAAUGCAAAAAGCAAAAGAAAUUCAAGACAGAAUUCCUGAAUAUAAAUUUGAAAUACAUAAAAAAGACAUUAAAUUUCCUGAAGGUGAAAAAGAUGGUGAAAUGGAAAAAUAUGAAAAAGAAAAAAACGAUGAUUAUUUACCUAAUGCAGAAAAUCCAACAAAUAGCGAAAAAAAGUUACAUAGAAAAAAAAGAUCUGUGUAUUUUGAAAACGAAUUAAAUAAAUAUGACAAUGACAGCAGCUAUCUUAAUGAUGAAGAAAAGGUUUUAAAAGAUAAUUCUAAUGAAGAAAAAAAAGUACUACUAGUUAAUGAAGAAGAUAAAAAUAUGCGAGACACAAUAUAUAGUGAAAUUAAAAAAAAAGAUGAUUAUAAAAAUUUAAAAAAAUUUAAAAAUACAAAUGAUGCUUCAAGUGAUGUCUUCAUUGAGCCUAGUAUUAAAGAGAAGUUGAAUAUUAAAAUUCCCAUAACAAAACAAGAAGAAAAUAAAAAUAAUGAUAAUUCAAGUGAUGAACAAUGUAUUGGUUCAUUUAAUAAAAAUAGAACUAAUUGUAGAAGAAGAAUUUUGCCAAAAGAUGAUAAUUUCUACAAUAGAAAAUAUUAUGCAGAUCAUAAUGAAUACCCAAAAGCAAUUAGUUCAAGAAAUAAUAGACAAAAUAAUACUGAUGAAUUUGAAACAAAUAUUUUAAAGGAGAAUUAUCAAAAUAAUACCAAAAAAAAUAAUUCAAUUCAUAAUGAAGAAUUAAAGCCAACAAGAACAACAGAACCAGAAUCGUCUGACACUGUAGAAUCAGACAAUAUAAGUAAUAUAGAAGCAGACAAUAUAAGUAAUAUAGAAGCAGACAAUAUAAGUAAUAUAGAAGCUGACAAUAUAAGUAAUAUAGAAGCUGACAAUAUAAGUAAUAUAGAAGCAGACAAUAUAAGUAAUGUAGAAUCAGACAAUUUAAGUAAUGCGAAAUCAGCUAAUAUUAGUAAUGAUGAAUCAAAAUCGGUUGAAGAUGAAAAAUCAAAUUCAUUAUCAUUUAAAGAGCCUAGAAUAAGUAGUUCUAGAAAAGAAAAUUCAUCUAUCAUUGAAAAUACAAGUCAUUUGAAUAAGGAAGAUACUGAGCAGAAAUAUGACAUGAAUAAUAUUAAUCAAUAUAAUGAGGAAGGAGAAGAAAAUAAAAAUAAAUAUGAUCAUAAUUCUUCUCCACAUACAUAUAAGUAUGCGGCUGCAUGUGCACUAAUCGCAUUUGUAUCAGUAGGCAUUUUUGCGUUUUAUUUAUAUUAUAGAAAAAAUAAAAGAAUAGUAAGGGCAUUAGAUUCUAAUGAAUUUUCAAUAUCAUCAGAUACAAAAGAAUCAAAAAGCAAAGAACAAAAUGUUAAUUUAAAUGAAGAAUAUUCUUGGAAAUAA
Plasmodium gallinaceum is the source of this 3639-nucleotide messenger RNA. Its product is annotated as TRAP-like protein, putative. The transcript has a single exon. Lineage: Eukaryota; Apicomplexa; Aconoidasida; Haemosporida; Plasmodiidae. The coding region runs from base 1 to 3639 and encodes 1212 amino acids. The record is from RefSeq and is a predicted model, not a curated record.